Molecule: messenger RNA, 1857 nt
Organism: Chanos chanos (milkfish)
Lineage: Eukaryota; Metazoa; Chordata; Actinopteri; Gonorynchiformes; Chanidae
Gene: slc1a9
Product: solute carrier family 1 member 9
Exons: 10
Coding region: 1-1857 (618 amino acids)
Biological process (GO): L-glutamate import across plasma membrane; L-aspartate transmembrane transport
Cellular component (GO): plasma membrane
Molecular function (GO): L-glutamate transmembrane transporter activity; glutamate:sodium symporter activity; neutral L-amino acid transmembrane transporter activity
Source: RefSeq, a predicted model, not a curated record
AUGAGAGAAAAGAGUUUUUUAGUCCUCACCGUAACAGGUGUAGUAGGGGGCACGGUUUUGGGUUUGUUGCUUCGGUACAUCCCUGAUCUGGAUGCCAACACGCUGUUGCUGGUCUCUUUCCCUGGUGACAUUCUGAUGAGGAUGUUGAAGAUGCUAAUCCUUCCUCUCAUCAUCUCUAGUCUUAUAACAGGGUUGGCUGGUUUGGAUGCUCGUUCCAGUGGAAGGAUGGGCACGAGAGCGAUGGUGUAUUAUAUGUCUACAACAGUUAUUGCUGCCAUACUGGGAGUAAUUCUUGUUCUGGGGAUCCACCCUGGUAAUCCUAAACUAAAGACCCAAGUCAGUUCUGCCCCCAAAAACCAGGAGGUGAGCAGCCUGGACGCCUUUCUGGACCUAAUCCGAAACUUAUUUCCAGAGAACCUGGUUCAGGCUUGUUUUCAGCAGGUGCAGACAGUAGUGAAGAAAGUGAGCAUGCCGGUUCAGAACCAGACAGAGCCUAUCACUGUCAACAGGAAAAAACUGGAGUUCAAAUGGGGCAUGAAUGUACUAGGGCUGAUUGGGUUCUUCAUCACAUUUGGAAUUUGCAUGGGCAAAAUGGGAGAGAGAGGGAAGCUCAUGUCAGACUUCUUCAACAUCCUUAACGAGAUCAUUAUGAAGAUGGUCAGCAUGAUUAUGUGGUACUCACCUUUGGGCAUUGCAUCUCUGAUCUGUGGGAAGAUUGCUGCCAUAGGUGACUUGGAGGUGGUUGCUAGGCAGCUGGGUAUGUACAUGGUAACGGUAAUGGUAGGCCUCUUCAUUCACGGUGGCAUCAUCCUGCCCGUCAUAUUCUUUACUGUGACAAGGAAGAAUCCCUUCAAGUUUUAUUCUGGAAUCUUCCAGGCUUGGAUUACAGCCCUUGGAACUGCUAGCAGUGCUGGAACCUUGCCUGUGACAUUUCGCUGCCUCGAGGAGAAUCUGAAGAUUGAUAAGCGAGUGACGCGUUUCGUGUUGCCCAUUGGGGCCACAAUAAACAUGGAUGGCACGGCGCUGUAUGAGGCAGUGGCGGCCAUCUUCAUUGCUCAAAUGAACGGCAUCGACCUGGAUGGAGGACAGAUCAUCACUGUGAGCAUGACCGCAACUCUGGCCAGUGUUGGAGCAGCCAGUAUUCCCAGUGCGGGACUGGUUACCAUGCUGCUGAUCCUGACUGCAGUGGGUCUGCCCACACAGGAUAUCAGCCUGCUCAUCGCUGUGGACUGGCUCCUUGAUAGAAUGCGCACAUCCAUCAAUGUGGUCGGGGACUCGUUUGGGGCGGGCAUUGUCGACUUCCUAUCACAGGCAGAAUUGGCCGAGAUUGAUGGUGACGUCCCCCCAUCAGACGAGGAGUUCCACCCUCCACCACCUAUCUUGACGGAGAUGGACCUGGUAGACCCCCUGACACCCCCGGAGCUGCCCCCGCGGUCCCCUCGUCCCCCCAAACUGAACCACUACUCCCAGCUCCAGUCUCAACCCCAUUCCAUCCCUCACUCUCCGCGCUCUGUGCGCUCUCCCUCACCCAGGUCUGUCAGAUCCCAUUCUCCCAGGUCUGUAUGUUCCCUCUCCCCCAGACCCUUCACCUCACACUCCCCCCGUCUCCUCCACCGCACCGAGCCCGGAUACACUGCCCUGCCCACCCACGAGAACCAGAUUCCCACGUUUCCUCGCAGUCACAGAGAGCGAGACAGAGAGAGAGGCCAAGAGAGGGAGCGCUUUCGUGGAAGAGAAAGGGAGAGUGAAACGGAAGAAGAGGAAGAAAAAGACAGGAUGGUGGAUGAGGCCAGUGAUGGAGAGGAGAGUGAUGACACCGCGUAUGACCGGAGACAUGCCAUCCCAGAGCUCCCCUAA